GUUUCCUGCCGGUGAUGCAAUAAAUCCGAGCUGGGUCGCUGCUGUCCGCGGCGAGGAAGCUUCACUCGCGGCUGCAACGUGUCUCAUCAACGGCUGCCUUUGCUCCGGUCCCCAAGGCUGCCGAGGAAGCGGAGGGGUGGGGGGAGGGAAAGGAGGGCUGCCUCUGCCAGUUGCAGCGGUGCAGCUGUGCAGCUGUGCAGAGAUCCGUCAAGAAGAAGAAGAAGAAAAGAGAGCGCUCUCCCCCCAUCUCUCUUUGCCUGCUUGGAGAAAUUGGAGUGGAUUUUGCUGUCAAGAUGAAGGGUUGCCAAAAUGACUAUGCGGAUGGAUGCACAGAGGCAGCUGCAAAACCCAUGACCGACUCUUUCAAGGCUGAUGAUCUUGUUAUCAAUCCAUCUACCACGCUGAAGGAGAAGCCGGACCCAAAUGGCUUAGUAUUUGGGACAGUUUUCACAGACAACAUGCUGUUUAUUGAAUGGUCCUUAAAAUCUGGAUGGGAUGUUCCUCAGAUUAAGCCCUUGGAGAAUCUCUCUGUGCAUCCAGCCAUCUCAGCACUGCAUUAUGCUGUGGAACCAAGAGGAGUGACAGAGGCGAAACUGCUCCAAAUGCUAUGGCUCAAUGAAUACACACUGUUCGAAGGCAUGAAAGCAUAUCGAGGUGUGGAUGGCAAAAUACGCUUGUUCCGGCCGAGACUCAACAUGGACAGGAUGUUACGGUCAGCAGCGCGAGCAACUUUGCCAGGAUUUGACAAAGAAGAACUUCUGCAGUGUAUCCAGAAACUGGUGGAAGUUGAGAAGGAGUGGGUACCCUAUUCAACCUCUGCUAGCUUGUAUAUCCGCCCUACUUUAAUUGGGACAGAGCCUUCUCUUGGAGUCAAGAAGCCCUCAAGGGCCAUUCUUUAUGUGAUACUGAGCCCUGUGGGGCCCUACUUCUCAAGUGGCACCUUCAACCCUAUCUCCUUGUGGGCAGAUCCAAAAUAUGUCCGAGCUUGGAAAGGUGGGACUGGGGACUGCAAAUUGGGAGGGAAUUAUGGCUCUUCAAUUUAUGCCCAACGUGAAGCCAUGGAAUUGGGGUGCCAGCAGGUUCUCUGGCUUUAUGGGGAUGACCAUCAAAUCACAGAAGUCGGGACGAUGAAUCUUUUCCUAUACUGGCAAAAUGAAAAUGGAGAAAAUGAGCUGGCAACCCCACCGCUGGACGGCAUCAUCCUUCCUGGUGUGACGAGGCAAAGCAUCUUAGAUCUGGCACGCAAGUGGGGUGAAUUUAAAGUAUCAGAGAGAUACAUUACUAUGAGUGAUCUCAGAACUGCCUUGAAGGAAAAAAGAGUGAAGGAGAUGUUUGGGGCAGGAACAGCUUGCGUUGUAUGUCCUGUUUCAACAAUACUGUACCUGGGAGAGAAUUUGCACAUUCCGACGAUGGAGAAUGGACCUCAAAUAGCAACCCGUUUCUGGAACCAGCUAAGUGAUAUCCAAUAUGGGAGAGAAGACAGCGACUGGACGAUCCUGGUGUCAUGAAUGUGAAGGAUGAGAACAUUUCAGCCUUCUGCAAAAGCACGACAAAGUGUUUGAAAUGCCACCUGAACGAUGACCAGUUUCAGCUGUAGCUCUGUGUAGAGUAGUCUGUGUAUUAUCACUUUAUUCCUGAGCUGGGGAGUUGAGUCCACAUGCCAGGAAAUGAAACUUAGGGCUGUUGUUUCCAGGCUGCAAAUGUCAAGUUGAUCACAAAAUAGCAGGAACCAGCUUUCUUUCUGGAUCUCUUUGCUGCUACGUUGUGGUCAAGCAGAUUUUGGCAGGCCAGAGAAGGUAGUCCUAGUAAGCACAUUUUUUUCUUCUGUGAUUUUGGUCUAGAGUAGAAAUCUGUCUUCUGGUGGAGGUGCUAGAUGUCAGCAAUAGAGACUUUCCCAACAGAUCCCUUGGUGUCCCUUAUAGAUUUGGUACAGUGGACAACUGUGUUUAGACGUUCUUCAACUGCUCUUCAUCGCCAGCCAAAUACUCUUGGCCUUAUGUCACUUUUUAACCAGAUUGUUAGGUGAUUGUCUGCCAAAUGACUGAGAGUAAACCUUUCACUAUCUCCUUCUCAUCUGCCACCUUAGAAAAUUAGAGAUUUAUUUUUUCAUAAGACAGGUGGAUAUAUGCAGGACCUAUUUUGAUUGUUUUUUUUUCAUCUUUAGAACUAUUGUCCUAAUUCAUAGGACUUUGAAGAAUCCCAGCUUUAGAUCACUGACUAGAAUCACAUCUCACAGAGGAUAAUUCCUAAAUUGGAUCUGAUGUCUAGAGGAAUUUUUUUUCCCUCUCACUAAUAAGUGACUUCUACCACUGCCAAACUAUGGGAGGUUCUGUAAAUCAGAUUGUUUGAAUGCAGAAUAACGGUUCUGUUGGUUGAUGGCAGAGCCAUCUACAACAUUUUCAACAAGGCAGGUUUUAGAGCAGUGGUUCUCAACCUGUGGGUCGGGACCCCAUUUGGGGUCGAACUACCAUUUCACGGGGGUCGCCAAACAACGCAGUCCGCCAUUUUUUUCCCCCUUUUCCUUAGCUGUGCUACUC
Messenger RNA from Crotalus tigris (Tiger rattlesnake), 2537 nucleotides. RefSeq names its product branched chain amino acid transaminase 1 (gene BCAT1). The transcript has 12 exons. Gene Ontology annotation, biological process: L-leucine biosynthetic process; L-valine biosynthetic process. Gene Ontology annotation, cellular component: mitochondrion. Bases 294 to 1508 code for a protein of 404 amino acids. NCBI's taxonomy places the organism in Eukaryota, Metazoa, Chordata, Lepidosauria, Squamata, Viperidae. Gene Ontology annotation, molecular function: branched-chain-amino-acid:2-oxoglutarate transaminase activity. The record is from RefSeq and is a predicted model, not a curated record.